AUGGCUCUCAGCUUUGGACAAAGACUCCUAGUAUGGGCCUUCAAAAUUGUCAAUGCAGUCGUGCCGUGGCACAGACUACCGACAUGGCUGAGUGUGGUCAACCUGCUCGCCCUCCGUUAUGAGCUUCGCGACCAGAACUUGCACGACACUUAUGAGGAUGAGAACGAGCAGGGCACAGCCUCGGCACCCGCGAUGCCAGAAACGAAAUACCUAUCGGUCCGCAACUCGGAUGGACAGUUCAAUGACCUAGAGAGACCAAAGAUGGGCGGCCGAUGCAUGCGCUUCGGUCGCAAUGUCCCUCGCCAGUUCACCGCGCCGCCCUCUGAGGAGAUGCUGCUAACUCCGAGCCCACGUGUCAUUAGCGAGAAGCUUUUGGCCCGCGAGAAUGGCGUCUUCAAACCUGCCACCAUUGUCAAUCUGCUAGCCGCUGCUUGGAUCCAGUUUCAAGUGCACGACUGGGCACAACACUUUCGGAGCGAAAAGACGUGGAAUGUGCCAUUACCCGAUGGGGACAAGUGGUCAGACGGGGACGGUAUGAAGAUUCACAAGACCCUGGUUGAUGAGCCACAGAGUAAGCAGGAUUUGGAGACUCCUGCUUACAAGAACGAAAACACUCACUGGUGGGACGGAUCCCAAAUUUACGGCUCGUCCGAGCAAGCAACGCGCGAGUUACGAUCCAAGGCCCAAGAUGGCAAACUAGAGGUUGAUCUCAAGGGCGGCGCGACUUUUCUUCCUCGUGGCGCUGAUGGCAUCCCAAAGACUGGCUUCAAUGAGAAUUGGUGGCUUGGUCUCGAGCUUCUUCACACGCUCUUUGCCCUGGAGCACAAUUCCAUCUGCAGCCAACUCCAAGUAACACACCCAACCUGGACAAGCGAUCAGCUAUUUGAUACGGCACGGCUAAUCAACUGUGCUCUCAUGGCCAAAAUUCAUACUGUUGAGUGGACGCCAGCCAUUCUCCAACACCCCACCCUCAAGAUUGCCAUGAAUGCAAACUGGUGGGGUUUGGCUGGUGAGAAGCUGUGGAAGAUUGCCGGCCGCAUCUCCAAGACAAGUGAAGCCAUCAGUGGCAUUCCCGGGUCGGGUCCUGAGCAGUACGCCGCCCCAUACUCCUUGACUGAGGAGUUUGUCUCAGUCUACAGGCUUCACCCCUUGAUACCAGAUGACAUUGCCUUUUUCAAGGUCCGUAGUGGCGCCCACGACACCACAAAGACCAUCAAGAGCGUGGCCUUUGAGGAAGCACGUUCCCCUUUUGAGAAGAAUGACUUGAGUUUUGCCGACGUCUUUUACUCCUUUGGCAUCAACUACCCUGGCGCCAUUACCCACCACAACACUCCAGAGUUUCUCCGCGACCUCUACCUCCCAGAUGGCAGACACCUAGACAUGGGCACCGUGGACAUUCUUAGAGACCGCGAGAGAGGUGUCCCAAGAUACAAUGAGUUCCGAAAGCUCUUCCACAUGCCACAGGUCAAGACAUUUCUCGAGCUGACGGGUGGUGACAAGAAACUCGCCGACCAGGUCAGUGAGGUGUACGGUGGCAAGGUUGAGCUAGUCGACCUACUCGUCGGUUCGCUGUGUGAGCCGCUGCCAAAGGGCUUUGGAUUCAGCGAUACGGCGUUCCGCGUCUUUAUUCUCAUGGCCAGUCGGAGAUUGAAGAGUGACAGGUUCAUCGCCGGACAGUGGAAUACCGAGACCUAUACCCAGGAGGGGUUGAACUGGGUGCAGAACAACACCAUGGUGGACGUGCUGACCCGACACUUUCCCGAGCUCCGUCCGGCUCUCAAUGGUAUUGAUAAUGCGUUUACACCGUGGGCCAAAAUUGGUUCGAGCAAGCUUUAUGGUGGAAAGGAAACCAAUGACGUGCCAUUUUCUUAG
Molecule: messenger RNA, 1872 nt
Organism: Pestalotiopsis fici W106-1
Lineage: Eukaryota; Fungi; Ascomycota; Sordariomycetes; Amphisphaeriales; Sporocadaceae
Exons: 1
Coding region: 1-1872 (623 amino acids)
Biological process (GO): response to oxidative stress
Molecular function (GO): oxidoreductase activity, acting on single donors with incorporation of molecular oxygen, incorporation of two atoms of oxygen; peroxidase activity; heme binding
Source: RefSeq, a predicted model, not a curated record